AUGAUGAUCUUCCAAACGCUAGCCCCAGUGGACGGUCGCAUCUCAGGCGCUGUAGCCAAGGACCACAUGCUCCAGUCGAAAUUGCCAAAUAAUGUGUUGCGUAAGAUUUGGACGUUAUCAGAUAUAGACAAGGAUGGGUACCUGGACCUUAACGAAUUUGCUCUGGCGAACUACUUGGUCGAUCUAAAGCUUAACGGCUGUGAGCUGCCCUCUGAGCUACCUGACCAUCUUGUACCGCCCAGCUUCCGAUUCAGGAACGAGUACAACAUGCUUCUCAAUGGACAUGAAUAA
Protopolystoma xenopodis is the source of this 291-nucleotide messenger RNA. Lineage: Eukaryota; Metazoa; Platyhelminthes; Monogenea; Polystomatidea; Polystomatidae. The record is from the annotation of a GenBank genome assembly.